AUGUCUCGGUGGGACGAGCCAGCGCAGCCCAGAUUGCGCUAAGCUCCUCAGUAAGCAUGUAAAUUAAGCAUAAGAGGUAGGGCCGGCGCAACUCUGUUGUUUGAUGAACCCCAGAAAACGUAUAUCCAUAUCAUUCUCAGUGUUGCAAUUCCCUUGCUGCUCUUACGCAAACGCCGGCUUUCUUGCGCACUUAUCUGCUAUUCCAAACCUCCUCAAUAUCACGCCGUCAAGAUGCGCUUCACUACGGUCUUCGUCACUGCCUCAUCGCUGCUCGGCGCCUCGGCCCUCCCCGGCAAUGAUGUACCCACACCUGUCGCCCGUGGCAUUGAGGCCCGCGAUACAGCUGCUUGCACAAGUGCUGCCAGCAAAUAUCUUCCUUCCAUAACCGACAGCGUCCCAACGCCAAGCGGCGAGGUUCUCACCUACCUCGCCACCGCCACCCUAACCGACGAGUGUGCCUUCCCCACCGUCACCGGCACGUUGGGCAGCAGCCUCAGCAACUACGCCAGCUCUUAUAGCUCGUGGCAGAGCCAACACCUCCCAGAGGUCCGUUCCGUCUACCAGGCCUGCAGCGACGUUCCUGAGGUUACCAGCGAGCUGAACUCGUACUUUGCCGGCGCCACUGGAAGCGCCUGCAGCUCUAUCCUGGCUCAGAUCACCUCUGCGAGCAGCUCCAAGAACGCCGGUCCACGCGAGACCGGCAUGCCCUUCGCAGCUGCCGCUCUGGCUGCUGGUGUGGCUGUCGCUAUGCUCUAGUAUGUGCGACAGACACAGUGCAGAAGCGUAACAAAGGUCGAAUGUCCGCGUGGCUCCAAGAACGUCGUUCACGUUCAGUGAGCAGUGAGCGUUAAAUCGAAGGGCAGAGGCCUUGCACGGAGGAGAGUGGGGGCAAUAAUUUCCAAGUUAAUGAAUCAUGAUGUG
Molecule: messenger RNA, 921 nt
Organism: Truncatella angustata
Lineage: Eukaryota; Fungi; Ascomycota; Sordariomycetes; Amphisphaeriales; Sporocadaceae
Exons: 1
Coding region: 232-756 (174 amino acids)
Source: RefSeq, a predicted model, not a curated record